ACUUGUUCUGUCACCCAUUCACUACCCAACCUGUCUCCUUCUGUGCAUUGGUCACAUGGUCCCAGCCUUUCCAAAUGGGAUAAACACAAAUUACUGGCUCAUGAUAGCAUGGGAUAUAUACGAAUGUUGGUGCAUUACUUUUUGUAGGUAUAUCUACAAACAGUGUAUGAGAACAACCUGCAUAUAAACUCUGACUGUCACAGAUUAAAUGACUGCCUGAGGAUUAGAAAGUAUAGUUUUCCUUAAAUCUUGUCAUCCAUCUUUCCUCAGGCUCAGCCGUGUCCUGGUGGCUCGGCCUUGUGUUGGCCACUCUUCACCUCUGGUACCUCAGUCUGUAUCGUAUCCAGAGGACUCAGAACCUUUUCAUCAGGAGGCUGUAUGAAGGAGGAUUUUUAGAGCAGUCCCUGCUUCUAAACACUCGAUUCGACAUCCAGACGACUGCAAAACGGAAACAAUUCCAAUCACUAGACCCAGUGAAGGUGUUCUUAUGUGCAACUAUGUGGCAUGAAACCUACGAUGAGAUGAUGAAGAUCAUCAUUUCAAUAUUCCGACUGGAUGAAUACAGGCCGAAGACUGAAGGAGAAACAAAUGAUGUGAAUUUUGAAGCCCAUAUCUACUUCGACGAUGCCUUCAGAGAUGUUCCCGGUAGUCAGGGGCGCCACGUGAACACAUACGCAGAGAUGCUUGUGGGAAUUAUCAGAGAAGUCUACGGCAUCUUCUUAAACAUAGAUAAAAGCCUCUUCAAAAAUCAGCAGCAGAUCCCUGAUCAGAAGGUCAUCAGGACGCCGUACGGAGGGCGUCUGGCGGUCACCAUGCCUCAUGGAAACAGUUUGGUGGUCCACUUUAAGGACAAGCAACUCAUUCGUCACAAGAAGAGAUGGUCUCAGGUUAUGUACUUGUACUCUCUCCUGGGCUGGAAAGUUGGAGCCAAGUAUUAUAAAAGGUGGACGAAAGGAGAGGACGAGGUUGAGCUGAAAAAAGAGCUUCAGAAAGAGAAGCACAACACCUACCUCCUGGCUUUAGAUGGUGACACAGAUUUCCAGCCGGCUGCUGUGAUGCUGCUCAUUGAUCGUUUGAAACUGUACCCACGUGUUGGGGCAGCGUGUGGCAGGAUUCAUCCCACUGGAUCAGGUCCCAUGGUAUGGUACCAGAAGUUUGAAUAUGCAGUGGGCCACUGGCUCCACAAGGCAGCAGAGCAUGUGUUUGGCUGCGUGCUGUGCAGCCCUGGCUGCUUCAGUCUGUUCAGAGCAGCAGCGUUGAUGGACGACAAUGUGAUGAAGAAAUACACCAUCAAAUCCUCAGCGGCUCGACACUACAUCCAGUUUGACCAAGGUGAGGACCGCUGGCUGUGUACUCUGCUGCUGAAGCAGGGAUGGAGAGUGGAGUACAAUGCGGCCUCUGAUGCCUACACCAACGCCCCAGAGGAGUUCAAAGAAUUUUACAACCAGCGUCGGCGAUGGGGACCAUCCACCAUGGCCAACAUUGCGGACUUGCUGGGCUCUGCCAACCUGAUUUCCAAGAGGAACCCAUCCAUGUCCAAACCCUACAUGUUCUACCAGCUCUUCAACUUGGCGUCGUCUAUCCUGGCGCCUUCCACUGUCGUCCUUAUUAUUGCAGGUAGUUUGACUGUGCUGCUAGACGUUCACCCCAGUGGUGCUCUGAUCAUGGCAAUCAUACCUCCGGCUGUCUUCCUCGGCAUCAGCUUCAAGAUCAAGUCAGACACUCAGAUUCAAAUUGCAGCAGUCAUGAGCAUCCUGUACGCCUUCCUCAUGAUGAUAGCAGCGAUUGUCAUAAUAGGCAACAUGGUGCGGGACCAAACCAUCAUGAAUCCAAGCAGUCUCUUCAUCAUUGCCCUUGCCAGCUUUUACCUCUUUACUGCACUUUUGCAUCCUCAGGAGAUUGGCCUGGUGAUCUAUGGCUUGCUUUACAUUCUGUGCAUCCCCAGCGCCUACCUGCUGCUGGCUAUUUACUCCAUGGUUAACAUGAACAACGUGUCCUGGGGCACCAGGGAGACAGCUCCUGCUGCUGGAGCCGCCAAAUCUGCAGCCACCACUCCACAAACCAAAGCCCAAAAAGCCAAAAGCGCCUUUAUACGGUUUUUCUCACGGGCCAAAUGCUGUAGAAAGCUCUGCUGUAGAGGCAGUGAAGAUCAAGAACGCAUCCUCAGCCAGGAGAAUCUGAGCAUGGAGGCAAUGGAGCCUGAACCUCAACCCCAGAACACUAUUGUGGAUGAUGUGAGCAUGCCUGUGGAGGAACAGAGGCGAGAGGAGCCUGCAUUCACCUGCCCUAACCAAAAUUGGGUCGAACAACUGCAGAGUUUGUCUGCUGACAUGCGUCUACAUGAGGAUACCCUCAAUGAGGAGGAGGCUCAGUUCUUCAGAGAGCUGAUGGCCAGAUACCUGGAGCCUAUUCCUGAGAACAAAAAGAAACAGAAAGAAAUGGCUGAGAACCUCAAGGAGCUGAGAAACAAGAUUACCUUCGUCUACUUCAUUUGCAACGCCUUCUGGCUCAUAGCGACCUUCACUCUCCAGGUCAUAGAUGCGGCCAUCUUCAUCCAGGUGCCAGAACUCGACAUCAACCUGGAGUUCACCGGAGACUAUAUCUUCAUCGACCCUCUGGGCUUCAUGUUCAUCCUGGCCUUUGCCUUGCUGGUGGUAGUCCAGUUCUUGGCCAUGCUGUACCACAGAAUAAACACCCUGAUCCAUUAUGUGGCCUACCUGGAUACAGAGUCUCCGACUGAAAAACAAAUACAACAACAGCCACUCAUAGAGGUCAACGAUGAUGAAGACGAAAGCAGUGAUUACCCGAUCUUCCAAAGAAACCCUGACGGUGGAACUCUGGUGUAAACAAGGAAGAAUUAACCUGUUUUUAGCACUUUGGAACAAUAAGUACUGUAUCUAUGAUUUAAAAGAAGCUACAUGUAACUUAUUUAAAUUGUUUUCAUUGAGUUGAUUGAUAUUUUUAACAAUCCAGUGCCUCUCAUAAGAAUAAUGAUAAUGAUUCCACCAAAACUGUAGAACCAGAACGCCACAACCUCAGUUUGUGUGCAUCUUGUGUGUUUGUGUGUAAAUCACCAUGGCAACAUCAAGGUCGUACAUUAAAUGCUGCUAAUGACUGACAGCUAAGGCUCAUUAUUUUCAGUUUUUAAUUAACGAAACAUCUGGGUUGGUAUUUGAUUUGCAUAUAAAACAUAGAUGAAUAAAGAGAAAGUUGUUUUGAUAUAAAAGUUGAGAGAACAUUGGCCCCUUACAGAAAGAGUCAAAGACUGAAACUGAAAAAAAAAAUGAGCCUUACAGGUGACGCAGUGAAUCACUGUCACUUUAUAUGAAGGAUGUGACUGAUAUUUUACAUAUACAUAUAAAUAUCUUUUGCUGUGAUGAUUCUGCAUUGACACUUGAUUGUCAUUUCGAUGCAACAUGAAGAAUGAAAAAGGACCAACUUUCAGCCCACUCCCAACUCUUAAUUAAAUACAGGUGCUUUGUCAGUGGACAUCACUAUCAGACACCAAUGCACAUAGGCACUCUUUGCGGCAGUAUAAAACACACUGGCCAACUGGCAACGACCAUAGUAUACACAAUAAGAAAGUCUGGACUUUCACCCGGAACCCUAUUUGUUUGCUGCGUGAAACCAAAAGUCAGUGGAGUAAUUUUAAUAACAAUGUAGUGUGCUAGUAUGUGUAGCAUGCAGUGAUGUAUGUCGUGUGACGUUACACGAUGUAAGCAACAACUCUACAUAUUUAAUGCCAAGCUAUGUCUAUUUGCAAAUCUCACCAGUGCAGAGGAUCAAAAAGGAGAGGCCAGAAUUCCUUUUAUUGAGGACAGGCAGGUUACAAGCUUGAGGUAACCAACCAGCACUCUGCAUUAAGUGGGAAGUAAUCAGGUUGUUGGCACCUGGAGAGAAAACAGUGGAGGGCGAGAGAGAGAAAGAAAAACAGGGAGGAAGAAAACACAGCACAAAAAUGCCCUUUUCCCCUGUCUGGCAUGCAACAGUGUUUUUGUUGCCUAAAUUUAAGGAAAUAUACCAAAAAUUAAGUGUUUAACGUACGCUGUAAGUUUUUCCAAAAAAGACUCAGAACAGUACAUUGAUGCUGGUCAGUGAGAUGAACAGCAACAAAUAUUUAAAUUGUGCUUUGAUUUGUAACCAAUAAUGAU
This is a messenger RNA of Epinephelus fuscoguttatus (brown-marbled grouper), 4151 nucleotides long. Its product is annotated as chitin synthase chs-1-like. Gene Ontology annotation, molecular function: chitin synthase activity. The record is from RefSeq and is a predicted model, not a curated record. The transcript has 18 exons. Gene Ontology annotation, cellular component: cell periphery; cell septum. Bases 498 to 2846 code for a protein of 782 amino acids. Lineage: Eukaryota; Metazoa; Chordata; Actinopteri; Perciformes; Serranidae.